Messenger RNA from Merops nubicus (carmine bee-eater), 935 nucleotides. It is a transcript of the gene IFNGR2, whose product is annotated as interferon gamma receptor 2 (interferon gamma transducer 1). The transcript has 6 exons. Gene Ontology annotation, molecular function: protein binding. The record is from RefSeq and is a predicted model, not a curated record. The annotation marks the transcript as partial. NCBI's taxonomy places the organism in Eukaryota, Metazoa, Chordata, Aves, Coraciiformes, Meropidae.
AAUCUUCUCCCCGUUUGCCGGCACCAGAGGAUGUGAUGGUUUAUUCCUAUAACUUUCACAGUUCACUGAGGUGGUCUCCUGUUAAAGUGGAUAGAGGCUUGGUGUUAUAUACAGUCCAUUUUAAAACAGGGAGCUCUAACCUGUGGGCUGAGCUGAACUGCACCCGCAUCGCCCGGGUGGAGUGCCCGUUGCCCUGGGCACUGAAGCAGCGCCGCUGGACCGUGGUGCUGCGCGUGAGGGCUGAGCUGGGGCACGCGGUGUCUGACUGGGUGGAAACGGACCCCUUUGUGGCAGAGAGAAACACUACUCUAGGGCCCCCUAAAGUAAAUAGUGUGAUUGAAAGCUCUGACUCGCUUCUCAUUAAUGUUGAACCCCCUCCUGGAUCUGAAUCAGAUGACUUUUUUCAGUACCAUGUGUCCUACUGGGAGAACACAACAAGUACUGCUAAAAAAGAGACAAAGACGAGCAACACACUCUUCAAAAUUGGAAACCUAAAAGAAUUGACACUUUACUGUUUUAGCAUUCAAGUAGAAUUGGUGACAUAUCCAGAUCUCCUGCUACUUGGACAGCAAAGCACCCCAGAGUGUUACAGAACUACCAUCAGUGAGCAAACCAGAGCUGGAUAUAUUACACUAAUAUUUGUGUCGGUGUUGCUGAUUAUAAAUCUCAUAACAGUUGGUUUGUUUAUUCUGUGGAGACACCACAAAAAAAUAAAAUACUGGACUCAGCCACCUUUAGAAAUCCCAUCACACUUUGAAGAGUAUUUGAAGGACCCUAGCAUGCCCAUUUUAGAGGUGUUGGACAAUCACGCCACCGACGAUCCCCACGAUUCCUGUUCUGUUGUAUUUUGUGGAGAAGAGAGCCAGGCGUGUGGCAGCAGCCUGGAUGGCCAGGCUCACUCCCGCAGCGCCGCCGGUGACAGCGAAGUGACUUAA